UACCCCAAUCUACAUUGUCUUCCAUUUUAGAAGACGUCGCUACCGCUUUGAUCGACUUGUAGUUCGAAUAACUCAACAUUUUUAACCAUUUUUUUAGAUUCUGCAAGAGCAAAAAAGGCAGACCCGUAAUGUAGAGAAGGUGAAUUUGCUGGUUUCUCAAAUACGUGAUUUGCAAGGGCAACUUGUCCGUGGAGUUCCACAGACAAAUGGGUUUAUACAAGCGACAGAAGCCGAAUUUGAUGGCGAGGAAGACGGUGAAGAUAUAGGAUAUGAGCAUAUCGAGGGUGAUGAUGCGGUCUGUUUUGAGGUUGAGGUGGAAAGCACUGAAAGUCCUGAUAAAUCGCGAGAGCCGAUGUCCACUGAGCAUUACGAAGAUCUUGCUUUCGAGACUGAACCUUAUGAGGAGGUUGUUACUGCGGGUUAUGAGUAUUGCUAA
Molecule: messenger RNA, 436 nt
Organism: Cylicostephanus goldi
Lineage: Eukaryota; Metazoa; Nematoda; Chromadorea; Rhabditida; Strongylidae
Source: the annotation of a GenBank genome assembly